UCCGGUGAGGCGGCAGAGUUUGUUUACGUUGCUCUCAGAUCUAGCGGCUGCUUUCUCUGGCUCAUCCGCCAAGAUGGGGAAAUCCUUCGCCAAUUUCAUGUGCAAGAAGGACUUUCAUCCCGCUUCCAAAUCCAAUAUCAAAAAAGUAUGGAUGGCAGAACAAAAAAUAUCAUAUGAUAAAAAGAAACAAGAAGAAUUAAUGCAACAGUAUCUUAAAGAACAAGAAUCAUAUGAUAAUAGAUUGCUUAUGGGAGAUGAACGUGUAAAAAAUGGCCUUAAUUUCAUGUAUGAGGCCCCACCAGGAGCUAAAAAAGAAAAUAAAGAGAAAGAAGAAACAGAAGGAGAGACCGAAUACAAAUUUGAAUGGCAGAAAGGAGCCCCACGAGAAAAGUAUGCCAAAGAUGACAUGAAUAUUCGAGAUCAGCCCUUUGGUAUUCAGGUUCGAAAUGUGAGAUGCAUUAAAUGUCACAAAUGGGGUCAUGUCAAUACAGAUCGAGAAUGUCCUUUGUUUGGCCUUUCUGGAAUCAAUGCAAGUUCAGUUCCCACUGAUGGCUCAGGGCCAUCGAUGCACCCCUCGGAGCUAAUAGCGGAGAUGAGAAACAGUGGGUUUGCACUGAAACGAAAUGUACUGGGGAGAAACUUGACCGCAAAUGAUCCAUCACAGGAAUAUGUUGCAAGUGAGGGUGAAGAAGAUCCAGAAGUGGAAUUUUUAAAGUCACUAACAACCAAACAAAAACAGAAACUUCUCAGGAAAUUGGAUCGACUUGAGAAGAAAAAAAAGAAAAAGAAAAAAGAUAGAAAAAAGAAAAAGCUUCAGAAGAGCAGAAGUAAACACAAAAAACAUAAAAACAAAUCUUCUUCUUCCUCUUCCUCCUCUUCUUCCUCCUCCUCUUCUUCCUCCUCCAGUGAGACUUCAGAAAGCAGCAGUGAUAGUGACAACAAAGAAAAGAAAAUACAAAAGAAGAAAAGAAAGAAAAACAAAUGUUCAAGUAAUAAAAAUAGUGAUGUAGAAGAAAAGGACAAGUCUAAGAGAAAACUUGCUGAAGAACUUUCUAGCAAUCACUGUAACAUGGAAAAAGCCAAAGAAGAGCCUAGAUUUUUAAAACAAGGGCGUUCUAGGGAGACUAGUAGAUGGAGUCAUUCUGAUUUUGACAGAAAGUGCAGAAGCCAUAACCACAGCCCAGAGAGGAGAGGAGCUGACAGAGCUGAAAGGAGCAGGAGCCGGAGCAGAGAUGAGAGGAGCAGGAAUGAGAGGAGCAGGAGAAGCCAGAGCAGAAGUCACAGUCGUUACAAGCAAAGGGAAAUAAGAAAACGGCCGCAGCGAAGUCCCAGUGGAGAGUGGAAUAGAAGAAAUGACACCAGAAGCCAUGGCACAGAUAUAUACAGAGGAGGCAAAAUGCAGAGAGAACUCAGGAGAUAAGCAUACUAGAGUGACACAGUGAGAACGAAGCAGAAGCAGAGAGAAUAGAGUGCAUGUGACAAUUAGCUGGGAAUAAAAAUAUCUUCACUUUCUUAUCAAAUACUUUUAGCAAGGGCUAAUAUGUACUAUUGUCUUUCUAAUAAGAAAGCUCUAUUUUAAUUUUUCAUCUCUGUAAACUGUUAUAUCAAGUGAAAAGUACAUGAAUCUCAUAAGAAUGAAUUUUGCAAAUAUUUGUAAGUAAUCUAUUUUGGAGCUGUACAAAUAUUUUUCUGUUGGUGUUUCUUGUGCCCUCUAUACCAGAUAAAAACCCCAUAUAACUCUGUAACAUUUUCUUUGUUCUGAAACAUCAUUAAAAGAAUGA
Molecule: messenger RNA, 1781 nt
Organism: Molossus molossus (Pallas's mastiff bat)
Lineage: Eukaryota; Metazoa; Chordata; Mammalia; Chiroptera; Molossidae
Gene: CIRSR
Product: corepressor interacting with RBPJ, CIR1
Exons: 11
Coding region: 74-1420 (448 amino acids)
Biological process (GO): negative regulation of DNA-templated transcription
Cellular component (GO): nucleus
Molecular function (GO): transcription corepressor activity
Source: RefSeq, a predicted model, not a curated record